UGUUGUUGUUUCUGAGUUCAGUUUUGGAGUCAGUGAGGGCGUGAGAACCAGAUUAUGUCUGGAGGCUCUAACAGGUUUGACUCGGUGAUAAACCAACAGCCUCCAGACCAGAACACACAGCUGAUGUGUUAAAGUAACCACAACUGUUUACACUGGUUGUUCACCUGCUCUCAGCUAUGUACCCAACAUCACCCAACACCACCUUGCCGAUCGGGCCUGGCUCCUCUGACUGAUGCGUCUGUAGAGAAAUAUUUUAACAUGAUGAAGACACAUAAUCAGAAGAUGAUUCUGGAUAAUAAAAGUGAGACGAACAGGUCGAUUGUCACACAGACGGACGAAGAACAUCUGAGGUUAUACUCCAGUUUGUGGAUCCACUGAGACAGUCAUGCGUUCUGCUGUGGUGUCGGCUGUCGUUCUGCUCCUGGUUCUGGUUCACAUCCAGGACUCUCUCUCCAAUUCGGUUCGAACCAUGUACCUGCGGAAGUAUCCACUCAGACCCUGUGGCGGCGGAUGGAUCCGGGUGACCAGCAACAAGUGUGUGAAGUACUUCAGGCUGUCCAAAACCUUCUGGGAGGCCCAGAGUCACUGCACCGGUCAGGGAGGUCACCUGGCGUCGAUUCACAACACAGACGAGAACGGGCACGUGAUGUGUUUGAGCGUGAGCACCCACAAAAAAUCCCUGACAUCUAAUGACUAUUUCUGGAUCGGUGGAAGGAGCUCAGCCCCGCUGUCUGGCUAUGGAUGGACCGACAAAUCUGCGUUUGGCUUCACUAAAUGGCACCCUGGGCAGCCAGUGAAUACAGCCAGUCACACCUGCGUGGCGAUGAACUACAAACACAAGUCGCUCCAGAUGAACUGCGCCUCGCCUGCAAAGUAGACGAGAGCAGGCAGCUGCAGCAGGAGGCGGUGACAAAAAGCCGCGGUGAAGUCAAACCGUUUCCUGACAGUUCCCAGCAGCCUUCAGUCCAUACAGGAAGUCACAGAAACACUCACUUCCUGUCUGAUAUUAUGUCGAUUUAUUAAAACACAGUCAGACUCAUAUAUCAGUUUGUUCUCAGUCUUCAGCUGUUUUAAUUAUGAUGGAGUAAGUUAUUAAAAUGUUUUACAGGUGAUCUGUAGUUUAUGUUCAUGGUUCAUGGUUUGACCUGUCGCCAUGGCAACAGAGACUGAAUACACUGUCUGACUGUAAGCUUCAUAUUUUAUACAAGACAACAGCUUUCAUUAAACAUCAGUCGGAUACAGUCAGAGCUUCACAUCUGUACACGUUAGUUUGAGAAUAAGCAGCAGUCUGUGAUGAUGUUAAACACAAUAAUUCAAACUGACUUGAACUCAUUCAUGAAAACAAUUUCAGAGACACGGACUGAGGGCAUAAAAAGUCUUUGAUCUUUAAAUGAAUCCUGUGAAAAAUGAGAGCACAACAAAAGUGUUGCUUUGAGUUCAGGUUCAGUGUAAAUAUAUAUUUACAAUUUACAGAAUUAUGUGACUUGUAUAUGGACAUUGUUUGUUGUUGUUUGUUGUCCUUGUCUUUAGCUGUUUCUCUGUUUCUGUCUCCUGUAAAUCGUUGCGUGUGUGUUCACGUGUUGGGCCCACGCAGCAGGUCAUGAAACAUGAGUCAAACACUGAUGUCACUGAAUAUGUGUCUUCCAGACUGGGGCGACUGGACGAACAUCGACUGCAACAGCAAGAAGAACUUUGUGUGUGUCAGAUAAAUGUGAUAGUCAUCAUGAAGUCCUGAGCUGCAGUUUGAUGUUAAUCAAUAAUCAAUACACAAACUGUCUGAACUUAAUAAAUGAU
Molecule: messenger RNA, 1794 nt
Organism: Epinephelus moara (kelp grouper)
Lineage: Eukaryota; Metazoa; Chordata; Actinopteri; Perciformes; Serranidae
Product: alpha-N-acetylgalactosamine-specific lectin-like
Exons: 5
Coding region: 386-877 (163 amino acids)
Molecular function (GO): signaling receptor activity
Source: RefSeq, a predicted model, not a curated record